AAAUGAACUUCAGUACAGGAAGAGACAUGGAGCCGAAAACAAAAUAGAAAAUAAAUUAUCAAAAAGAAAAAGCCACCGAUCAAAUUCCUUUACCCACAGGCUCAAAUCGGCACCACUCAGUGCCAUUCACACCUUCAGGAUCCAUCCAUCGAUCCGAUCCAAAAUCUUCGAAGAGGCUCAACAUGAGAAACCCAUCCACGUCAGCAUCAACGGCCACUGCGCCCACCCCCACUAAAACUCCGUGUUGCAGCAAGGUGGGGUUAAAGAGAGGCCCCUGGACGCCUGCAGAAGACGAACUUCUUUCCAACUACAUCAAAAAAGAAGGCGAAGGCCGCUGGCGAACACUCCCUAAACGGGCUGGCCUCCUACGAUGUGGCAAGAGUUGCCGCCUCCGCUGGAUGAAUUACCUCCGCCCCUCUGUUAAACGUGGCCAGAUCGCUCCCGAUGAAGAAGAUCUCAUCCUUCGCCUCCAUCGCCUUCUCGGCAACCGGUGGUCACUGAUAGCGGGGAGAAUACCGGGAAGAACGGAUAAUGAGAUAAAGAAUUAUUGGAACACUCACCUGAGUAAGAAGCUGAUAAGUCUAGGGAUAGAUCCAAGAACCCACAAGCCAUUGAAAAAUAACAGUGAUCAUCAAAAUCAAUCCUCUUCGGCUGAGGCAAACCCUAAUAAAGCAUCUUCUUCAUCCAAAGCGAAGCGCAGAACAAACCCUAAUACUAAUCCUAAUACUAAUCCUAAUCCCGUUGUUUCUUCUCAUUUGGAAGAUCAUCAUGAUGAUACUACACUGAUGAUGAUGAACACUUCUCAGCAACAUCUGCAGCUCGAUCACGAGAGCGGUCACGGCUUCAUAAGUUUGCUUAAUGGUGAAGAUGAAAACAGUGGCCAUCAUCACAAUGAAGAAGAUGAAGACAUCAAUUACUGUAGCGACGACAUUUUGUCUUCGUUUCUCAAUUCAUUGAUCAAUGAAGAUGCAUUUGCUGCUCAACACCAAGCAUUACAAUUACAACAACAACAUCAACACAAUCAGUCAACAGGAAACACUGCACAGCUUCCUGAUUCUUUAGUUUUGAAUUCGGCAUCCGCGUUUGGGCUGGGAGCCAGCCGGGAAUCUCCUAUAAUGGCGCCUUCAUUUAGCCAGAAUGAGCACAAGAGUGUCAUGAAUGAUAGCGUCGAAUAGCUGAGUCGCUGCUUCCACUGAAUCUACUGAGAUUGGAGUCGCCACUUAGAUUGAUUAUGAGAAUGAUAGGGUUUGAAUUUUUUUUGUUCAUUAUGUAUGUGUUUAUUUUGUGUUCUUGUUCCACUUAUUCAUUACAUAAUUUGCAGUGCAAGUGUGUUGUAGAAAAAUCAGAAGUGGAACAAUAUGUUUUAUCAAUCUAGAGGUGUGUGAAUGUAAUUUCAUUAUAUAAUCAAUCCAACAUUGUCAUGUUUGUAAGCCUAAAUAUAUAUAUAUCGGUUUCAUUUCCA
Molecule: messenger RNA, 1462 nt
Organism: Mangifera indica (mango)
Lineage: Eukaryota; Viridiplantae; Streptophyta; Magnoliopsida; Sapindales; Anacardiaceae
Product: transcription repressor MYB5-like
Exons: 2
Coding region: 183-1175 (330 amino acids)
Source: RefSeq, a predicted model, not a curated record